This is a messenger RNA of Ricinus communis (castor bean), 643 nucleotides long. RefSeq names its product 60S ribosomal protein L19-1. The transcript has 2 exons. Gene Ontology annotation, biological process: translation. The record is from RefSeq and is a predicted model, not a curated record. Bases 34 to 585 code for a protein of 183 amino acids. NCBI's taxonomy places the organism in Eukaryota, Viridiplantae, Streptophyta, Magnoliopsida, Malpighiales, Euphorbiaceae. Gene Ontology annotation, cellular component: ribosome; cytosolic large ribosomal subunit. Gene Ontology annotation, molecular function: structural constituent of ribosome; RNA binding.
UUUUAUUGUUUCUCCAGAGAUAGACAAUUAGCAAUGGUGUCACUGAGGCUGCAGAAAAGGCUAGCUGCUAGUUUAUUGAGAUGUGGUGAAGGAAAACUGUGGCUUGAUCCCAAUGAAACCUGUGAAAUAUCCAUGGCCAAUUCUAGGAUGAACAUAAGAAAGCUGAUACAGGAUGGUUUCAUCAUUAGAAAACCAGCAACAACCCAUUCAAGAUCACAGGCAAGGCGGAUGCAGGAGGCGAAACAGAGAGGAAAGCACUCAGGUUUUGGCAAGAGGAAAGGGACAAGAGAAGCAAGGUUACCUUCAAAGCAAAAGUGGAUGGGGAAACUGAGAGUGCUGAGACGUUUACUAAAAAAGUACAGAGAAGUUGACAAGAUUGACAGACACAUGUAUCAUUAUAUGUAUAUCAAAGUGAAAGGCAAUGCUUUCAGGAACAAGCGUGUGCUUAUGGAGAGUAUUCACAAGUUAAAGGCUGAAAAGACUGCUAAGGAUAGAGCAGUUCUUGACCAAUUUGUAGCCUGGAAAGCCAAUAGCAAACAUAGUAAGAAUAAAAAGAAGAUUAUUUCUUCUGUGAGCAGAGAUUGAGCAUGGCAAUAUGUUGAAUAAAUUUCUUCCUAAUAGAGUAAGAGUUCUGUUAUUAUUA